GUGACACACCGACUCUCCCCGCAGCAGCAGAAGCAGCAGCACGGAGGAGCGACGAGCGAGGAGCCGCUGAUCUCCACGGGAGUCCUCUGACUGGCAUGGACACCGGAGGAGAGCGCUGACCAUCCAGGAACCAUGCCUACUGUCCUCGGUGGCAAAGGGAAACUUUCCGUUGUGUGUUACCUACUCCGAUGCGCUUACUCUCAGGUUACAAGAGGCCAACACAACAGCUGUGCCAAAGAUACUCUGGAGGACAUGACUCAGUCCUGGCCGUCCCAGCAAGCCUUAGGGGGUGACCAGGCUCAACAAAUCCUCUACAACUCUAAGGAAGCGAAGCUACCAAGUACACAACAAAGGCAAAGUCGGGGGGAUGUUCAGCUGCGAAUGACCCGUCACCCACAUGUGGCACCUCACAAAUCCAUGCUUGCUGAUGACCUGAAGCUGAGCAGCGAUGAUGAAGACAAUCAAAGAGCAACUCACGAGUCAGCUUCCUGGGAUCACGGACACAGCCUGUCAGCACAGCGAGCGCACACACAUGGCAGGCGGGUGAGACAUUCCAGCUCGGACUCUUCAGACUCAGACUGCUCUGCUGAGUCGGCCAGCAGCAGCCUUCACUCCCGGAGCCCCAGCCGGAGCCCAGACAUUUACCGAGAUCCCGCGUCGCCUGCCAACUCGCAGCAGCCGCUGUGCGACAAGGAGACCGAUCACCCGUCUGCUGCUCAGUGGCAGUUGGAUAAAUGGCUGAACAAAUCACAGAGAAAAUCUACCAGCAGUGAACCGGAUCCCACCCAACGAGCCCCGUCUCCAGCCAGGUCCUGGGACAGCAAUCAGGAAUAUAGCCCCAGCCAAAGCCCAAUUCCAAGCCCACAGUUCCAUUAUAGCCACAACAACAGUCCCCUACCCAGCCCUGGUUAUAGCUACUGCCCCAGCCCGAGCCCAUUCCCCAGCACCUGCCCAAGUCCCAGCCCUAGUCCGAGACACAGCCCGAUCCCCAGUCCAGUUCCAAGUGUUUGCCCCAGUCUGCAUGGGAGCCCGAGAGCCAGCCGUAGCCCUAGCCCCAUACCUAGAGAGCCUCCAAGAAGCCCCAGUCCCAGCCUUCCUGCUCCUUCAAGGGUUCGUCACUACCCUGAGUUUCAGAGCCAGAACCAAACACAGCCGAGUAUAACAAACAAUCACCACAGGGCAAAAAAUAGGCCAUGGACUGCCCCAUUGCCUAACGCUGACAGCAAGAGCAAGCCAACAAACAGUACUCAUCAGCACAAGUCCAAGACUCGACCCUCACAGAACCAAGACCAAAGCAAAUCCAAGCCUUCUCCUGCUGUGCUAAACCAGAGUCACAGCCACAAAUCUAGACCUAAGCCUAACUUUCAUCCAAGUACUAAACAAAUCGCUGAGGCUCCCAAAGCCAAACAGACGCCACAUAUUGAGCAAAUCCAAAGCAGCAGAUCCAACCACUCCAACUCAAACCACAAAACCAGGCCUUUGCAUCAAUCUGGCUCACAGCACAGCCCCACAAGGACAAAGCACUUGGUUCCAACUAGCCGUGAGACCAACCCUGGUCAUAGUUCUCAUUCCCAGACUACCUCUAAAUCUGCUACCAAUUCUAAUACUGGCUUGAACUCUAAACCUAGCCUAAAACCUAGGACCAAGACUUGGGAGGCUACAACCUCAACUCCUGUGCAUGUCAACCACACAAAAACUAUCCAGAAGAAACCCCAGCCCAAGGAGCAAGAGGUGGAACACAGAGGAGAUCAUCUGACCCAAGCAGAGAGGAGAAAGCCAGAGAGAAAAGAGGACAGACAUAGGGAAAGACAACAACAAGGGAAACAGGAGAGAAAGGAAGACAGGAGGCUGGCGGAGGAGCAGCUACUGAGGCGUCCCUGGAUCCAGAGUUCGGCAGAGGAAGAGGAGGAGGAGGAAGAGGAGGAGGAGGAGGGAGUGAUAGAGAGGCAGAGGAAGAGAGAGGAGACAGCAAGACGGGAAAACAGGAGGAGGGAGCAGCAACAUAGACGCGAAUGGCAAACAGUCCAGACCAAACAGAGACUGCCUACCAGCACCGAGCGACACCGCCUACCGGACAACUCACACCACCACCAAGGGAGGGCAAAAAAGUGUGGAAGAGGUGAGGAGGAGAGAGACCUACAGCAAGACCCUUCGCCCUCUCCGUCACGUUCCCCAACCCCCCAUAGUGUGUCCUCCUCAUCCUCUGCCUCCUCCUCUUCAAAUUCAGACUCAGAAUCUGAAUAUCAGGCUCCGAUCACCAAAGUCCCCGCAGACUCUACCUCUCACAGGAGGCUCCCAAAGAGAGGGCAACAAGGCCCAGGCACGACUGACGCCAGCAAGCCGAAGGUUGUGCACCCCAGAGGACCCACCUCGGGCAAUCCAGGUGAGGGGCAGCCAAGUGAGGGGAAGCAGAAGCUCUACACCCUAGUCCCAUUUGGGCGAGGCGAACAAGCUACAACAUCUUCCCAGCGGGGGCUUAGAAAUCUGGUGGUGCAGAUAGACCUCUGUCUUCUUAAAAGGGUCCCGGACAGCACUACAAGCUCCCCUGUUAAAAAGCCCUCCUCUUCCUCCUCCUCCUCAUCAGCUAAAGACAAGCCAGGGGAGGCUAUGAAACACUCAUACGUCCCUGAGACUGUUACGAAAGAUGGCAAAAGGAAACGCAAGCUGGAGAAUGGCGUGUCACAAAGAGAGAGCAAGAGGAGCAUUCCUCUCACGAAUGACCUCUCAGGCCGCACAGAUUCUUCAGCUCACACAGCUGAGCGCAACUUUGUGACUGAGACCACGCACAAUGGGUAUUUGGAGGAGUACUUGGACAGCAAGAGGCCAUUGUCUCCCGUGUCUCCACUGUCUGACAGCCCUGAGUCCACCAAGCCUCCCUCCAAAACAAAGACUAUGGAGCAGCAUCACAUCCACAAGAACCGAGACAAGAAUAGAGAUUCUGCGAUUAAGCCAAAGAUGGAGGUGGAAUGUGUAAAAGUGUCGAGACAACCCCAACCACCGUCCGAGACCUGGGGCCCGGCGGGACACAGGGGGGCCGUUCCAAACCAUGAAACUCCACACCAUGCAGAGUACUACUUACAUGAGGCUAAAAGGAUGAAGCACCGUGCAGAUGCAAUGGUGGACAAACUAGGGAAGGCUGUGAAUUACAUUGACGCCGCUCUCUCCUUCAUGGAAUGUGGGAAAGCGAUGGAGGAAGGGCCGCUAGAGGCAAAGUCUCCUUACACCAUGUACUCAGAGACGGUGGAGCUUAUUAGGUACGCGAUGAGGCUGAAGAACCACUCCGGCCCUGGGGCAAGACAGGAAGACAAACAGCUGGCGGUUUUGUGUUUCCGAUGCCUUGCCCUCCUUUACUGGCAAAUGUUUCGUUUAAAGAAGGACCACGCACUGAAAUACUCCAAAGUUCUGCUUGACUACUUCAAGAGUUCUCCCAAAUUGCCUUCUACACCUCCCUGCUGGAGUGACUCUGGGAAGGGUACAGGAGGACCCCCUUCUUCGCUCUCGCCCAACGCCAAACACCUCAGACAGGGUUCACACGGGGGCAGCAACCUACCCUCUCUCAUAAGCAUUCCCCAACGUAUCCACCAGAUGGCAGCCAAUCACCUGAACAUUACCAACAGUGUCUUGUAUAGUUAUGAGUACUGGGAGGUAGCUGACAACCUUGCAAAGGAGAACAAAGAGUUCUUCAACUACUUAAAUACCUUGUCUGGACCAUUGACUCUUCACAGUAGCAUAGCUCACGCAGUCCAAUACACCAGACAGGCUCUUCAGUGGAUACGCAUCAGUGCCAAACUUAACUAACAAGGAGAGGAUUUAGUUUUACCUGCCCACUGGGCCUCCAGGCCUGUCUUAAAAAGAGACAAAACUCUGGAACUCUAUGCAGCUGACAGGACAGCACCGAUACCUACAGUGCUGCGUGAAGUGGAGUUGGAUGAAAUCCCCUAGAGCCCGAUCAUCCUCAUAGGAUGUUGAAGUGCUUGCUAUCCGGGUCUUACUGUGUGAAAAGCCUCCCGAAGAAGCAACCUUGUAAUUCCUCACAGACGGACUACAUGCACCUUCUUCCACAUUGUUGGAUUAAUCCGAAGAGUUGUAUGGAUUUGAAAUGAUCUGUCAAAAGUCUAAUGCAAUGUCUCAGAAAAAGGACUCAACUGUAUGUGCGAAGCCUUUUUCAUACUUUGGACUGAAUCAUCAUACGACAGACUGUUUCUUUGGGUCCAAAAGAGGAGGAACUGCUUACAAAAGACCAACUGGUCAUAUACCACUUUCUCCAGAACAUUUGGCUGUGACAUUUUCUAAUGAAGGACUCUCCCUUUACAUUUUUUUUGAUAUUUUCAUUUGGAUGUGUUUUUACUGUGCAAUAUUUGAUGGAAUAUCUGUUUUUAGAAAAAAGAAAAGAAAAAAAACACAGGAGAAAAAAAUUGUUGGUGAGUCUAGUUGCCAACAUUCAAAGUCCCUUUUAUGCAAGAUGUAUUUUUGUCCCGGUUUUGAGUGUGGGAUUAUGUCAUUAAAUGAACAACGAAUUUCGAAGAGGUCA
Acanthopagrus latus (yellowfin seabream) is the source of this 4531-nucleotide messenger RNA. It is a transcript of the gene aff3, whose product is annotated as AF4/FMR2 family, member 3. Bases 133 to 3798 code for a protein of 1221 amino acids. The record is from RefSeq and is a predicted model, not a curated record. NCBI's taxonomy places the organism in Eukaryota, Metazoa, Chordata, Actinopteri, Spariformes, Sparidae. Gene Ontology annotation, cellular component: nucleus; super elongation complex. The transcript is spliced from 19 exons. Gene Ontology annotation, biological process: regulation of gene expression.